AUGGAGCAUGUGAUGAAACUGGAGAGGGUCUACUGUUGUGCAAUGAUGUGCUUAACAAUGUUAGUAUCUACAGUGCUAGAGGAAACUCACAUGUUGAGGCAUUUGUAUUCUUCUCUUACACGUCAGGAAAGGAAGCAAUGGGUUUUAGAUUACCUUAAUUUACACAAGAGACGUAUGGUGAAUGGUGCUUUCGAGUAUGUCUUCUUAGUGGGUGCACGAAACGUGUGUUUUAAGUCAUGGAUAACCAUUCUUGGUUUGCCGAUGUCUUCCUUUUACAAGAUACGAAAUCUUGUUGAACGAGGUGUAAUAGUGAUCGAUCACAUGGCAGGAAGAACCGGCAUGUUAGCUACAAAGACAUAUUCUGCAAUGGUAUGGCUAAGCAGCUUUGCAAAUACAUAUGGUGACAGACUGCCUGACACAUCGAAAAUUCAGCUGCCAAUGUGUGCAACGAGACUCAGUGUGUAUGAACAAAUGAAAGAUGACCAUGGAGAAGAAAACACUAUUUCGUAUGCACACUUUCUCAAGAUCUGGAAAAAGAAUUUCUACUACAUAAUGAUUCCAAGGGUAAGCAGGUUCUCUAAAUGCGACACAUGCAUACUGAUUAAACAAAAGCUGGAAUCAACAACAGAUAAGUCUGCGAGAGAAGAAUUGAAACAGCGCCGACAUGCACAUUUGAUCAAACAGUCGGAACAGAGGAGGAAGUACUACAAGCAUCGAAGCAAGGCAAAAAACAACCCUCAUAAAUACCUUAGUAUAAUUAUUGAUGGUAUGGACCAAAACAAGACAUGUCUCCCGCAUAUGGUAUCCGAGUCAAAGUUCAUAAACCAAAUGUGGAAAUUGAAAGUACAUUUAACCGGGGUAGUAGUGCAUGGUGUCGCCACCCAUGGCUUUUCUGAUUACAACCAAGUAAAGCAUGACAGUAACUUAACAAUCACUGUACUUAUGAAGAUUCUGCUGCUGAUGCCAAAACUUCCAGGCACUCUGUAUCUCCAGAUGGACAACUGUGGGCGAGAAAACAAGAAUAGUUUCAGCAGGAAGUUGCAUCACAGCAAUGCUAACGCACUUACACAGUUAAUGGAUAUUUGGAGUGGUAUUCAAAGUCCGGGCCUAUUCGGGUACAAGCUUGAAGAAACAUAUGAUUUUGUGUCAUGGAUGUCACCAUACCUAAAUGGCAUAGAGGGUCAUUCCAAACCACAUGCAUACAAAAUUUGCAGAAACGAAAUUGGAGAGGUUGUAUUGUUAUGGAAGGCAUGGCCAACAGAUGCUGGAUGGAAUUACUGUGCAGGAAGUGGCGGGAUAGGAAUUUUGACUGAGAACCCAAAGGGACUUCCGACGAAUGCUGAAACAAACAAAAUAACAACAGAUAGACUUAAAGCAAACUUGUCGAAGAACGAAAGGAUUUUUAAAAAAGACGAACUAAGUUGGUGGUCAAACUUCUUUGAUGAGAUUGAAGAAGGUGACGCUGAAAAGGAGAAGAUACACUAA
Messenger RNA from Mercenaria mercenaria, 1485 nucleotides. RefSeq lists its product as uncharacterized. The coding region runs from base 1 to 1485 and encodes 494 amino acids. NCBI's taxonomy places the organism in Eukaryota, Metazoa, Mollusca, Bivalvia, Venerida, Veneridae. The record is from RefSeq and is a predicted model, not a curated record. The transcript is spliced from 11 exons.